Molecule: messenger RNA, 729 nt
Organism: Paramecium tetraurelia
Lineage: Eukaryota; Ciliophora; Oligohymenophorea; Peniculida; Parameciidae
Exons: 4
Source: RefSeq, a predicted model, not a curated record
AUGGGUCUAUUCUAAGGUCAAAUAUCUUAGAGAUUGUAUUCAUAAGAAUAAGAAUUACUGCAAUAUGAGAGAGAUCUCUUCAUUCUUUAUGAACCAUUUGUUAAGUGGAGAUAACUCAAUACAAAAGGAUAUUAGAAGCCUAUCACCUAAGCACCUGCAUCCAUGAUUCCAGUUUCAUAUUAAUAGGCGGAUCCCACAAAAGUCGUCAAGCCCUUUACGGAUCCUCUUUUGGAUAAAAAUAGCAAGUUCAAAUUGAUUACUAUAUUAAUUGGUCUCAUAGCUUGUCUUACUCUACUGAUACUAUUUUACAAGGCUUAAUUUUUUGAUUUGCUCCUUAUCAUAGACUUCUAUAUCCUCUGGGAAUUUAAUGCCUUAAACGAGAACCGCAUUAAGACUCUAGGGAUCUUGUUCGGAAUGAGUUGCUUCCUGGAUGUUAUAUGGAUCUUUUGUAUUGGUAUGAAAUGGCUUGGCAAUGAUUCUCAAGACAUUUACAUACCUUAUGAAAUCUCAAUCCAAAAAAUGAUCUCCAUUUUAGUAAUCAUAAGUCUAAUUGUGAGAUUGUAUCUAAUACUUAACUUAUUUUAAUUAUCUCAAGAAGUGCAGAACCUUACGAACCCUUAAACAAUCAAAAUACAACACAAGAAUAUUGUAAAAAUAGAUAUGUAAAAUACACAUAAUAUUGAAUCUAAAACAUACCUCCAUAAUGGACGACCAAUUGUGAUUUAUUGA